AGUACGAAACCAAAAGAGUGUUAUGUAUAACACAGAUGGGAACAGCAAAACGAUUAACCUGACUAAAAACAAACUCGAAAACAUUCACUUUUUACCACAAUAAGCCGAACGAAAAUAAUAAUUUGUUGAUAAAUGUCACGAACGCGAGUUCAUUUUGGUGUUUUAGCCGGUAUUUGUGCGAGUUUAGGGAGCGUUUUCGGAAAAUUAAUGUCACAAACAGAAAAACUAAACGAUAAUGCCGGAAAUAUUUACUUUGGACAGCUUUUGAACCCAUUGAUGCUGAAGCUCAUUUGUUUCGUACUAAUGUUAACAUUCAACGCUCUGGUCUGGACCUUUUUCGUGAAAGCUUUGCAUCAAAAAGGUGGAUCACUGGUUGCGACUGUUACGAGUGCUGCUACGAACUACGCUGUUUCGGCAUUACUCGGAUCGUUGAUAUUCGGUGAAACAAGUUCUCUGCUCUGGUGGUUCGGUACAUCGCUGGUUAUAAUGGGUGUGGUUCUCAUGACAACUGAUCGACCAACUGAAGAAAAUGCGAAAACAAAAUAGUUUCUAAACAAACAAAAAUUGUUAUUCCUUGGUUGCAAGUUCCGGAUAAAUUUCGAGCACAAUAAUAUCGAAUAGACAGUA
Bradysia coprophila is the source of this 627-nucleotide messenger RNA. Its product is annotated as transmembrane protein 42. The record is from RefSeq and is a predicted model, not a curated record. Lineage: Eukaryota; Metazoa; Arthropoda; Insecta; Diptera; Sciaridae.